GGGGGGAGGAGCUUCGUGCAGGGGUGAACGCCCGCACUACGUGCUCGUUCUCCUCGCGACCGCUGCGCGCUAGCCCCGUGUCCCCGCGGCGGGCGGUAGCGGCGGCGUCUGUGGAACGCGAGGGGGCGGAGGGAGCCCGCGGCGGUGGUUAGAGCGAAAUGGCGGAGACCGUGGCGGACACCCGGCGGCUGAUCACCAAGCCUCAGAACCUGAAUGACGCCUACGGGCCGCCCAGCAACUUCCUCGAGAUCGAUGUGAGCAAUCCGCAGACGGUGGGGGUCGGCCGGGGCCGCUUCACCACCUACGAGAUCAGGGUCAAGACAAAUCUUCCUAUUUUCAAGCUAAAGGAAUCUACUGUUAGAAGAAGAUACAGUGACUUUGAAUGGCUACGAAGUGAAUUAGAAAGAGAGAGCAAGGUUGUAGUUCCCCCACUCCCUGGGAAAGCAUUUUUGCGUCAGCUUCCUUUUAGAGGAGAUGAUGGAAUAUUUGACGACAGUUUUAUUGAGGAGAGGAAGCAAGGGCUGGAGCAGUUUAUAAACAAGGUUGCUGGUCAUCCUCUGGCACAGAAUGAACGUUGUCUUCACAUGUUUUUACAAGAUGAAAUAAUAGAUAAAAGCUAUACUCCAUCUAAAAUAAGACAUGCUUGAAAUUUGGCAAGAGGCAAAAACGUGACCCUUAAUGAUGCCUGUGCACCAAUGAAGACAUUCUAACUACCCUUUAGCAUGCUGUACAGAAACUGGUAUUCCAUGCCUUCAGUACAGUAACACUCAUGUGCUCGGUUUUGUUUGGCAGUUGACAGGUUAAUUUGCUUUAGUGAAAAUCUCUCAUUCCAGCCUUUCUAUAUCAAUAGCUCUUCCUUGCUGUUUUAAUGUGGUAUACACUAUAGCCUCACAAACCUUCCUAUAUAAUCUGCAAUGUCCUAACUAAAGAUUCUGACUUGGUCUCAUUUGCA
This is a messenger RNA of Heterocephalus glaber (naked mole-rat), 952 nucleotides long. RefSeq names its product sorting nexin 3 (gene Snx3). Gene Ontology annotation, cellular component: early endosome membrane; retromer complex. Gene Ontology annotation, biological process: late endosome to Golgi transport; endocytic recycling. NCBI's taxonomy places the organism in Eukaryota, Metazoa, Chordata, Mammalia, Rodentia, Bathyergidae. The record is from RefSeq and is a predicted model, not a curated record. Gene Ontology annotation, molecular function: phosphatidylinositol-3-phosphate binding.